AUGGAAAUUUUAUUUUUAGGCAUGACAAUUGCUAUUUUAACUGUACUUGUUUUACUCUUACGAUUUUCAAUAGAAGAAUUUCUUCAAAAAGGUGAACGUUGGAAUAAUAAAUAUUGGAGUCGAUUCGUACGUUAUUUAAUUACAGGUAUAACUGUAUUAGUUGUUGCUGUACCUGAGGGUUUACCAUUAGCAGUAACAAUUUCAUUAGCUUAUGCAGUUAAAAAAAUGAUGAUAGAUAAUAAUUUAGUACGUCAUUUGGAUGCAUGUGAAACAAUGGGUAAUGCAACAGCAAUUUGUUCAGAUAAAACAGGAACAUUAACAACAAAUCGUAUGACUGUUGUACAAGUUUAUGUUGGUGAAAAACAUUGGAAAAAUGUUCAAGAUCCAGUUAAAGCUAAAGAAAUUACUGUACCAGCUAAAACUAGAGAAGUUAUACUUGAAGGAAUAUCUGUGAAUAGUAGUUAUGCAUCGAAAUUACUUCCUCCACCAGAAAAAGAAACAUUACCAAAACAAGUCGGUAAUAAAACGGAAUGUGGUCUAUUAGGUUUUGUUCUUGGUCUAGGUGGUAAUUAUGGUGAAAUACGUGAACAAUAUCCUGAAGAAAAAUUUGUUCAUGUUUAUACAUUUAAUUCUGUACGAAAAAAUAUGUCAACUGUUAUUCACCGACCAGAUUCAAUUAUACGAAUGUAUACAAAAGGUGCAUCUGAAAUUGUUUUAAAAAAAUGUAAAACAAUAUUAAAUCGUAAUGGUGAAGUUGUACCAUUUUCAACUGUUGAUUAUGAUCGUAUUAUUCAAACAGUUAUUGAACCAAUGGCAUGUGAUGGUUUACGUACAAUAUGUGUUGCAUAUCGAGAUUUUUCAGCAAAUAAUUUACCCGAUUGGGAUAAUGAAGCAAACGUUGUUGAUCAAUUAACAUGUAUUUGUAUAUGUGGUAUUGAAGAUCCUGUCCGAGCAGAAGUACCAGAUGCUAUCGCUAAAUGUCGAAGUGCUGGCAUAACAGUACGAAUGGUUACAGGUGAUAAUGUAAAUACUGCACGAUCAAUUGCGCUUAAAUGUGGAAUUAUAUCACCAAAUGAUAAUUUCUUAGUACUUGAAGGAAAAGAAUUUAAUCGACGUAUAAGAUCAACACCAGAUGGAGAGGUUGAACAAAGUUUAUUUGAUAAAAUUUGGCCACAAUUACGUGUAUUAGCUCGUUCAUCUCCACAAGAUAAAUAUGUACUUGUAAAAGGUAUAAUUGCAUCGAAAAAUAAUCCAACACGUGAAGUUGUUGCUGUAACGGGUGAUGGUACAAAUGAUGGACCUGCUUUGAAAAAAGCUGACGUCGGUUUUGCUAUGGGUAUACAAGGUACUGAUGUCGCAAAAGAAGCUUCAGAUAUCAUACUCGUUGAUGAUAAUUUUAAUUCAAUUGUCAAAGCAGUUAUGUGGGGACGUAAUGUUUAUGAUUCAAUUGCCAAAUUUCUUCAAUUUCAAUUAACUGUUAAUGUUGUUGCUGUAUUUUGUGCUUUUAUUGGCGCAUGUAUUGUCAAAGAAUCUCCUUUACGUGCUGUACAAAUGUUAUGGGUUAAUUUAAUUAUGGAUACAUUAGCAUCAUUAGCACUUGCAACAGAAGUUCCAACAGAAGAAUUAUUAACACGUAAACCAUACGGACGAACACGACCAUUAAUAUCUCGACAAAUGAUGAAAAAUAUUCUUGGUCAUGCUGUUUAUCAAUUAGCUGUUAUGCUUUUUAUUUUAUUU
Molecule: messenger RNA, 1737 nt
Organism: Adineta steineri
Lineage: Eukaryota; Metazoa; Rotifera; Eurotatoria; Adinetida; Adinetidae
Source: the annotation of a GenBank genome assembly